Messenger RNA from Pelagomonas calceolata, 2189 nucleotides. Lineage: Eukaryota; Pelagophyceae; Pelagomonadales; Pelagomonadaceae. The record is from the annotation of a GenBank genome assembly.
UGGACACGGGCAGCGAGCUCCUAACAGUCUGCUUCGCGCAGUUUCUACUCCUUUCAGAUCAGUCAUAACAGCACCGAGCUGGUUUCAACACGUGCGCCCGCGUAACUGCUGAAAAACUGCCACUGAAUGGCACUGUGCAAAAUGGGAACAGCAGCGAAACACUGUAACCAAGUAAAAUGAAUCCCGUCACGCUGCUCCUCGUGCUCACGAGCGUCGCCGCCUUCUGGCUCCAGCUCGCCGGCUUCGUCGCCGUCUCGCGGGCGACGCGCUCGUACGCGUCCGAGCAGCUCUCGGGCGACUCGAAGCGCGCGCGCCACACCAUCCUGCCGGCGUGGCGGCCGCUGCUCGUGGGCAAGUGCUACGUCCUCGCCUUUGCGGCGGCCGCGGCGACGGCCGCGGCCGCUUCGCUUAUCGCGUGCCAUGCGAUCGGUGCGUGGGGCGCCUGGGCCUGGGCCGACGCCGCGGCAUUAGUUGGCGUCGCCGACGCCGCCCUCGUCCCGGCGGUCGUCGCGCAGGACGCCGUGACCGUGCGCGCCUUCCGGAGAGCCGUCGCGCUCCCGCUGCUGGCGCUCGUUAUUCAGCUCGGGCCCUGGGCCGGGCGGUACUUUAGUUCGACGGAAUCUUCGAGAGUUGCGGCGAGCGCCGUCCUCGUCGUGGCCGGCGGCCUCGCGCCCCUCGCGGCCUCUUUAUUGAUUCUGACGGGCCGCGUGCCGUCGCGCGUGCGCCUGCGGUCGCGGACGCACCGCGCGGCGUUCGUGCUGCACGCUGUUUUAGCGUUUGGGUUCGCACUGAGCUUGGGUCUCCGGCUCGUCGACGCGCCGCGCGAGGCCCCCGCGUGCGGCGCCGCCGCCGUCGCCGUCGCCGUCGCGGAGCUCCUCCUCACGGCGCUGAUCCCCGUCGCCGCGCGGAAGACUUUGGUGGCGGACACGAAGUACUGGCGCGGCCUCGGGAAGCAUAAUAGAGAUUCGGAGCUCGGCCGCGCGACGACGGAGCGGCGGCUGCCCGCGAAGUGGACGCUGAGUCUCGGGACCUGGACGAGUUUUAGGAGGAGCCGGGACCUCGCGCUGCGGCCGCGCGCGGAAAUGAAUCUUAACGUCGCCUCGACGAAGCUGCAGUCGAUCGUCGAGGAGGCCUCGCGCAAGAAGUCUUUGAUAAAUUCGGACCGGCUCAAGGUCGUCGAGGGCGCCGUCCUCGGCGCGGGCGCGUCGGCGACGGUCUUCCGCGGGUCGUAUCGGGACCAGGACGUCGCGGUCAAGGCCUUUAGACCCGUGGAGUUGUGUGACGAGGACGUCGAGAAGAUCGGGCGCGAGAUCGGCAUCGUGGCUGGGUUAAGGCACCGGAACGUCGUGUACCUGCACGGCUUAUGUGUCAGGCCGCCGGCGGUGUGCGCCGUCUACGAGUUCUGCGACCAUGAUUUAUCAGUGGAGAUCCGCGACCGUAUCAGUGAUAAGACGUGGACCGCGGAGGCUCAGUGGCGUUGUACAAUCGACGUGCUGAGCGGUAUUGCAUAUGCCCACGCCAAGGGCGUCUGGCACCGCGACGUCAAGCUCGAGAACUUUUUAGUGGCGGACUGCGGCACGGUCAAGCUGAGCGACUUUGGCGAGUCGGUGAGGCGGCCGACGAGCGGCGGGCUGGACGACGAUUCGGAGGACGAGUCCGACGACGACGCGGACGACGUCAAAGACGUCCUGGCCAGCUUACGGCGGGAGACGGCCAAGACCCUGAAGCGGCAGGUCUACGGCGCGCCGGAUCGCGUCCGGGAAAACGUCGUGGGCACGGCGGACUAUCUCGCGCCCGAGUUGAUUGCGGCGGCAGCGCACGACGAAAGGGUAGACGUCUACGCGGCGGGCGUCGUGCUGCGGUGCGUCCACGCGGGCGACGACCGGCCCUGGCCCGCGGCAUACGGCAACUUCGACAUCUUCGCGGCCGUGCAGCGCGGCGAGCGGCCGUCCCUUGAGGGUGUGGGGUCGAGCGCGACGAAGUUAGUGGAGAGCGCGUGGCGCGGCGACGCGGCGGCGCGGCCCGCCGCGGCGGCGCUGCGGGACCGCGCCGUGCGGGCGCUGCGUCUGGUCGCGGGCGCCGAGGCUCUGGCGCGGCUCCGCGACGCGCUCGACGCGCCGCGGGCGUCGUCGCUCCGGCGGCCCUCGCGCGUCGAGUCGCCCGAGGCGCCGCCGCUUCGGCGCGUGUAG